GCAGCAGAAACCCAAAAGUCAUUCUAGACUGACUCGGAAUAACAAAAAAUUAACUUUGAUUAAGUCAUCUCCAAAAAAUAGCAAAGUGAAAAUCAGAUUUUUAAAUAUAUUUAACAGGCUAAAAGUGUUAUUUGGUGAUAAAAGCGCAAGAUGAGUUCAAUCGGUACUGGGUAUGACUUGUCAGCGUCACAGUUUUCUCCAGAUGGUCGUGUUUUCCAAGUGGAAUAUGCUCAAAAGGCGAUUGAGAAUAGUGGAACUUCAAUCGGUCUGAGAGGAACUGAUGGGGUGGUUUUUGCUGUGGAAAAAUUGGUAACUUCAAAGCUUUAUGAACCAGGAGCAAAUCGACGACUUUUCAAUAUUGACAAGCACAUUGGAAUGGCAAUUGGUGGAUUGUUAGCAGAUGCGCGUCAAAUUGUGGAAAGGGCCCGUCACGAAGCUUCGAACUAUAGAGGAGAAUACAAAGGAGAUGUUCCAUUAAAGCAUUUGGCAGACAAUGUUGCAAUGUACAUGCACGCCCACACUUUGUACAGUGCUGUGCGACCGUUUGGGUGUGGAGUGAUAAUGGGAACCUACGACCAACAAAAUGGGCCGUCCAUGUACAUGAUUGAUCCGUCUGGAGUUUACCAUGGAUACUAUGGGUGUGCUUUAGGGAAAGCCAAGCAGGCUGCGAAAACCGAAAUGGAAAAGAUCAACUUCAAGGAUAUGCCUUGUAGCCAAUUGAUUAAAGAAGCUGCUAAAAUCAUUUAUGUCGUCCAUGACGAAGUCAAGGAUAAAGCGUUUGAAUUGGAACUCAGUUGGGUUGGGAAAGACACAAAUGGGAGACAUGAACGAGUUCCAGACUCAAUAUUUAAGGAGGCUGAAGCUUUCGCCAAAACGGCAUUAGAAGAAGACUCGGAUUCAGAUAUUGACGAGUCUUAAAUUAUUUACUAUUUCUUCUAUAAACAUUUUUACACUUUUAUCAGCCUAAGGUGUUGCUUUGAUCCAAAAUUUUGUAACGAGUAUGAGUAAUCAAAUGUAAAUCAUCAAAUAAAUAAUUUGAUACUGGUUAUAAUAUCAAC
Folsomia candida is the source of this 1058-nucleotide messenger RNA. It is a transcript of the gene Prosalpha7, whose product is annotated as proteasome subunit alpha type-3. Bases 151 to 918 code for a protein of 255 amino acids. The record is from RefSeq and is a predicted model, not a curated record. NCBI's taxonomy places the organism in Eukaryota, Metazoa, Arthropoda, Collembola, Entomobryomorpha, Isotomidae. Gene Ontology annotation, cellular component: synapse; proteasome core complex, alpha-subunit complex; nucleus. The transcript has 6 exons. Gene Ontology annotation, biological process: ubiquitin-dependent protein catabolic process.